GACGAAUCCUCGGACCGUAUUCUGGUGCAAGCCGCUGAGCAGAUGUGUGUGGUAUAACCGCCAGCAUUUCAGCAACUCUUAUUCUUUCGUUCACCAGUCUCUUCGGUCAAUUGAACAUGCUGUCUGGCAGCGAGUCAGAGGCAUCCUUCGUUAUGGUCGGGCCGGAAAGAUCUCAAGUGCUCCAAGAGCCCGCUUCGUCAGAGGACAGUUCCGAGCAGGCUGUGUCUCCCUUGCACAUUCCUGCUAGUGUCGCAAGCAGCGCGCCAUCUCCGAAUACCUCACCACCGUCUGCGCAUGACUGGUCAUCCGCAGGCACAGGUGGCGAACUCAAAAUACAUGGCCGUCAUUUCAUUGAUGCUCAAGGACGGGUCUGCAGCCUCCGUGGUGUUAACCUUGCUGGCAAUUGCAAAACACCGAUGAACCACGAUCAUGACACGUUCCCAGCUAACCAUGCCGACGUUACAUUUGUCGGACGUCCAUUUCCGCUGGAGGAGGCACACGAUCACUUUGCGAGGUUGCGCAGAUGGGGCUUGACUUUCAUUCGUUUCCUUGUCACAUGGGAAGCAGUUGAACAUACAGGACCCGGUAUCUAUGAUACGCAAUAUCUAGAGUACAUCCGCUCGCUACUUUCGCUCCUUCCUCAAUACGGGAUGACUGCGUUCAUUGUACUGCACCAGGACGUCUGGUCCCGUUACUCUGGCGGCUCGGGCGCCCCCGCGUGGACACUUGAGGCUGUAGGCUUCGACUUGCACAACCUCGAGGAGCCCGGCGCAGCGUGGCUGAAGGGUGUCAAGGGCGGUGGGCACGUAGAGGACGAGCGAGGCCUCUGGCCGUGUGGUUAUCAGAAGCUUGCGGCAGCGACGAUGGCAACGUGCUUCUGGGCAGGAGACAAGUUUGCGCCGAAGCUGAAGGUCAAGGAUCCGCAAGGCGAGGAAGUUUCCAUACAAGUGUUCUUACAGACGGCCUAUCUCAACAUGUGGGAAGUUGUUGCGAAGGCGGUCGGUGAUCUGGAGGCUGUGCUGGGAUUCGAGAUCAUGAACGAACCUCACAGAGGAUAUAUUGAGCUGAAGUCGAUGCAUGCGUUCGACUACAACACGGAUCUCCACCUCGGGCACGUCCCUACCGCCUUCCAGUCGUUCAUGCUCGGCGCCGGCUACCCAACAGAGGUCGGCUUCUGGACACGCUCAUUCCCAGUGCCGACACGGCUCACGUCGAAGGGGGUCAUCAAUACGAAGCGCCAGAAGGCGUGGCGCGAUGACGGGCCGACGCGUGGGCAGUGCUUGUGGCAGAUGCACGACGUGUGGGGUUGGGACAAGCAGAAGAACGAGGGUGUCGUUCUGCGCGAGAACUACUUUGUGAAAGAUCCGACGACCGGGCGCAAGAUUGACUGGUACACGGACUGUUACUACCUAUUUGUUCAGAAGUGGACGCAGCGUGUUCAGAGCGUUUCCAGUUCGGAGAAACUCAUAUUCGCGGAGCCUAUACCGAAUGAGUUCUGUCCUUCCUCGUGGACGCCUGAGCGCCAAUCUUCGAACAUGGUAUUCACUCCUCACUGGUACGAUCUGCAUGCACUGUUCACAAAAUCAUAUGGGGACUUCACUGCCAACGUGCAAGGGCUCUCGAGGGGCAUGUUCCCGCUGAAGGGAUUCUAUUGGGGUCAUCAGGGAGCUCGGGACAAUUUCUCGCUCCAGAUCCGGAAUCUGGUCGAGGCAGGCUAUCGGUCCUUGGGAGAAAGGCCGGUCAUCAUCGGCGAGUGUGGGGUACCCAUGGACAUGAACAAAGGAGACGCGUUUAAGACGGACAAUUGGACCUGGCAGCUGCGUAUGAUGGACGCGAUGAUCACCGCCCUGGAUCGGUCCCUGGUCGGGUUCACCUUAUGGAACUACAACCCAGAUAAUGACGACCAUAAGGGCGACGACUGGAACGGAGAGAACUUCUCGUGGUUCAGUCGCCGACGUGGCCUAACGGGUGCUUGGCUGGACCAUGCGCAGACGUCUUCCCUGCUAGACAACGGCAGUCGCAUUCUCCGUGCGAUCGUACGGCCGUAUCCCGCGAAGACGGCCGGGGUGCCUAUCCGCUUUGACUACGAGAUGAACACCGGAGAGUUUUCGUUUGAGUGGGUCGUCCCUUGGAGCUCGAAGGAGACUGUGUCGAACCCCAGCUUUGGCGUCAACGAUCCGCCGCUGACAGAUUGGCCGUUACUCAACAGUAAGGACACAGAGAUCUUCCUGCCGUCAAUGAUCGCGCAAGGCCGGCGGGUCGUCGUGAAGGGACUGGGUCAAGGAGAUCAGUAUAGGUACGACGAAGAUCGGCAGACGUUGACGAUCACCACGGACGACAUGACUCCUGGCGUGCGCCACCGCAUCGCCGUGUCGGUGAAACCGGGGCUGAAGGGCGCGUUCGAGGUGAACAGCUUCUGGACCGAUUUCGGGCCUCAUUUCGCUGCUAUUGGGAUUAUCAUUUUGGCGAUUUUUGUGAUGGUCGUUAUAUCGAAAUUGCUUGGGAAGAUCUGACGUGCUCCGAUUUACUGAUGUAACUGCUGGAGUUUAGUGUGGGACUUUGAUUGCUCUAGGAUCACCAAUAUAAUAUAUAUAUAGAUGUCAUGCAAGUCUGCCG
Laetiporus sulphureus 93-53 is the source of this 2616-nucleotide messenger RNA. RefSeq names its product glycoside hydrolase family 5 protein. Lineage: Eukaryota; Fungi; Basidiomycota; Agaricomycetes; Polyporales; Laetiporaceae. Gene Ontology annotation, biological process: carbohydrate metabolic process. Gene Ontology annotation, molecular function: beta-glucosidase activity. The coding region runs from base 117 to 2513 and encodes 798 amino acids. The record is from RefSeq and is a predicted model, not a curated record. The transcript is spliced from 12 exons.